Messenger RNA from Exophiala mesophila, 1512 nucleotides. RefSeq lists its product as uncharacterized. Gene Ontology annotation, biological process: proteolysis. The record is from RefSeq and is a predicted model, not a curated record. The coding region runs from base 126 to 1409 and encodes 427 amino acids. The transcript is spliced from 3 exons. Gene Ontology annotation, molecular function: metallodipeptidase activity. NCBI's taxonomy places the organism in Eukaryota, Fungi, Ascomycota, Eurotiomycetes, Chaetothyriales, Herpotrichiellaceae.
AGUGCUACACAGCGGCUUAAGGCCAGCGUAUCUUUGUACUUGUAUCAAUUACGCAGCUUGUAAAGGACUUUUCUUGCUUCAAAGCUCUCAUGUCAUAUGAUUAUUGACAAUUUGUCAACGGCAUUAUGACAGAGAAACAGGGUCAAUCGAGAUCUUUGUGGAAAUACGUAGCCGCCAUAGGAGUGGCAGCGACUGGACUUUGGUUUGCAACAAGUGGAAACCCCAGCCUGAGGACUAACUCCCGAGACCUUGAUGGCAGAGUCCUGCAUGUUAUGGCAUCAACGCCAUUAAUCGAUGGCCACAAUGACUUGCCAUAUCUUGUUCGAUUGGAGUUGAAGAACAAGAUCUAUAACCCGGAGCAAUUCCGUUUUGAACAAGGUCUCGCGAGUCACACGGAUCUUCAGCGGAUGAAGGAGGGUAGAGUUGGUGGCCAGUUUUGGUCUGUCUUUGUCGAAUGUCCCGAAGUCUCUAAUCUUGACGAUCCCACGCAUUCAGUACGGGAUACAUUGGAGCAGAUUGAUGUGGCUAAGCGCAUGAUUGCAUACUAUGAUGACCUUCACUACUGCGACAAGGCAGAUUGCGUCCUCAAAGCCUUUCGCAAAGGCAAGAUUCCUUCCAUGCUCGGAGCCGAGGGGAUGCACCAAGCUGGGUCUUCGAUUGCUGUCAUCAGGCAGCUGUUCAAUGCUGGGGUAAGAUAUAUUACAGUGACCCAUAACUGCGAUAACCCUUUUGCCACGGCAGCAUCGACAGUCACCGAGACUGGAGAGGACGCUGGCUUGAGCGAGUUCGGUGCCGCAGCAAUACGCGAGAUGAACAGGCUAGGGAUGAUGAUAGAUCUCUCGCACACAUCCCAUGCGUCAAUGCGACACAUAAUGAACAUCACAACUUCUCCCGUGAUGUUCAGCCACAGUACUUGCUAUGGAUUAGCUAAGGACUAUCGCAACGCCCCUGACGAUGUUAUCUCGCAGUUGAAAUCCAACGGCGGUGUCCUUAUGGUUAUGUUUGUCAAGCGCUUCUUGAACGCCUCGGAUCCUGAAGCUGCAGAUAUCGAGACAGUCGUGGAUCAUAUCAUGCACGUGGUGGAGCUAGCAGGAUGGGAUCAUGUUGGGAUCGGUGGAGACUUUGAUGGUACUGUUACCCUGGCCAACGGCAUCAGCUCAGUCAGCGAUUACCCAAAGCUCAUCAAGGCUGUCAUGAGCAGAGGAGCUACGGACGAGCAGAUUCGGAAGUUGCUUGGAGAAAACAUUCUGAGGGUUUGGAAACAAAAUGAGAUCAACGCAGAGGCGCUGCAGAGUGAACUUCCCGUUGAAGACGUCUGGGAGGGUCGACGGUGGACGAGGUGGAACAAUGCCCUGCCUAUGAUGAUUCCUGGAAACACAGAGCGCAUCGAAGCCAAAGACUUCCCUUAGACUUGAUGUGGAUUGGUCUGAGCUUGUGAGUAGCGAAGAACUCGGACAACUAUACUGACAUGAAAUCACUACUGUUUUGAUGAUACACAAUUCCAUAAAUGCU